GGUCUUAACGGAAGUGAACUUUCAGAAUCUUCGUGACCCUUCUCAAUACAUGACUUGACAUAGAAAAGAUAACGGUGUAAAUUUUUGCUCAUCUCUUGGAAGCGGAUUAUAGUUUUUAUAACCAACCUUCAACUAUAUGUGGAUUCACAGGCAGAUGUCGUGGUGGCAAGAUAGAUUGGAAUCAGUGACUUAACAGGAUGAAUUCAGAUUUGUCUUUUUCUGCAAUCUUAUACUAAAUAUCUCAGCCUGUACCACAGCUUUUGUCAGAACAACCUCAUUGUCCAGUUUUCUUAUAAUGGAAAUAUCAGCAUUUUCCUUUUUUAAACAACUAGAAAUGGACUUCAUAAUGAGAUGGUGAUUUCCCAAUUCAUCAAAUUGCACAGGUGAUAUUCACUCUACUCUGGCAGAAGAGAAUCACCUGAGAAACAUAUUUUUGCUAUGGGGCAAACAAAUGGAAUACUCACUAGAAAGAGGACAACUUUAUAGUCACUUGUUGUAUAAAAUAUAAUAGUGCCUAAUGCCCAAUUAGGUACCAGAAUAUAUAACAUGAAGCAUAGCAUAUUGAGUUUUGAAAGCAAACAAAGUCGGCAACCAUGAGUCUUGACAUGGGUGAAAUCAAUGUCAUUGAGAUGCGGAUGAUGGAUACCCGAAAAUACUAUCCACUGACUUUGGCUAGUGGAUUCUCCAUUCGCAGUAUCCUGUACCCAUUUAUGCUAAUAAAGACUCGCUUGCAGAUUCAAAGAGGAAACAGUCUUUACAAAGGUACAUUUGAUGCUUUUCUUAAAAUAGCACGAAGGGAAGGCGUGGCUGGUCUGUAUAGAGGAUUCUGGGUAAGCUGCUUGCAUCUAGGUCCAUCCAUGUCGUACAUCACGUCAUAUGAGUGGACACGCCACCACCUCUCUGAAAAAGCCAAGAUUACAAACACAAAAGUGCUCUCCUUGCCUUCAGGAGGUGUUGCCUCUGUAAUAGGUCAGACUUUCUCUGUACCAAUUGACAUUGUCACACAGCAUCUUAUGCUGAUGGGUCGAAAGACAGAAAGUUCCAAGCGUGUUCAAGAAAAGCUGUCAUCACUUCAAACCUUGUAUAUUCCUGAAGAGGCACGAUAUUCAAGAGUCGGGGCUGUGAAGGCUAUUGUGGAGGUUGUAUACAGGCAGGGUGGUAUAAUGGGAUUCUACAAAGGUUAUGUUGUAUCUCUGCUUGCUUUUGCACCAAACAGUGCUUUGUGGUGGUUCUUCUAUGACAUCUAUUCAGGUGGUUUGACAGCCAUUUCUCCAGAAUGGAUCCCUAGGCUUGCACUGAAAGUGGUGGCUGCUCCAGCUGGUGGAAUAUCCUCAGCUCUUAUCACACAUCCACUUGAUGUUAUCCGUGCUAGAAUUCAGGUAGAGGGACGACCAUUGAAAGAAACUAUUGAGAUUCUGUGGGCUGAAGAAGGCAUAUGGAUGCUGACCAAAGGAUUGUCAGCACGCCUGGUACAGUCGGUGACAUUUUCAUUUUUCAUCAUUCUUGGAUAUGAAACCAUAAAGCGAUGGAGCUUGCUUGAUCAUUACAAGGACAAGGUCCGAUGGUAAUGAUGGACUAUUUUAGAAUUAAGUAGGUUUGCUUGCUCAAAGCUUUCUUUAUAUGUGGUCAUCUAACAUUAAAUAGGCUUUUGUGAAACCGUUCAUUUUGUUAUUGCUGCAUUUAGUACAUGGUAUUUACAAGAGUCCUGCUGGCUUAGUGCUGGUUAAAGAGGAAAGCAGUAUAUUUAUGUUUGUAUGCUUCAUGCAAAAAAAAA
Messenger RNA from Pomacea canaliculata, 1774 nucleotides. RefSeq names its product solute carrier family 25 member 44-like. Gene Ontology annotation, molecular function: branched-chain amino acid transmembrane transporter activity. Lineage: Eukaryota; Metazoa; Mollusca; Gastropoda; Architaenioglossa; Ampullariidae. The record is from RefSeq and is a predicted model, not a curated record. Gene Ontology annotation, biological process: branched-chain amino acid catabolic process. Gene Ontology annotation, cellular component: mitochondrion.